Molecule: messenger RNA, 648 nt
Organism: Pyricularia grisea
Lineage: Eukaryota; Fungi; Ascomycota; Sordariomycetes; Magnaporthales; Pyriculariaceae
Exons: 1
Coding region: 1-648 (215 amino acids)
Source: RefSeq, a predicted model, not a curated record
AUGCCCGUGGAUUUUGACAAGCGAGAAUAUUGGCACGAGCGGUUUUCCUCAGAGACCAAGUUCGAAUGGCUCAUCACAUCUGAAAGCUUUAUGGCCAUACUAGAGCCCCUACUCUCCCAGCUACCCAAGGGCUCGCGGAUUUUACAGCUUGGCUCUGGAAACAGCGACUUGCACAACCACUUGCGGGCUCGCGGCUUUCCCAACGUCACCAAUAUUGACUACGAGCCGCUGGCCAUUGAACGGGGUAGACAGCUGGAGAAGUUGGCGUUUGGGGACGUCAGAAUGCGCUACCUCGUCGCUGAUGCCACCAGUAUUGACCCGACAAAUCUCUGCAGUCAAGGUCGAUUCGACUUAGUCGUCGACAAGAGUACCGCUGAUGCCCUUUCCUGCGGUGGUGACGAGGCCGUUAUGGGCAUGCUGCGCGGCGUCAAGGAGUGUUUGGACGCCAAUCACGGGAAAUGGGUGUCGGUCAGCUAUUCUGAGCAUCGCUUCAACCUAGAGGACAACCCGUUCCAUGUUUCUGUCAUGCACAAGGUUCCCACGCCAAAGCGGCUCGAAACCGACCCCGAUAUUUUUCACUGGUGUUAUAUGCUAAGUCCUUCAGCAGUUGCAUCGAGCGGCAUCGAUGGACAUUGCCUACCUAUUUGA